Molecule: messenger RNA, 2113 nt
Organism: Tachyglossus aculeatus (Australian echidna)
Lineage: Eukaryota; Metazoa; Chordata; Mammalia; Monotremata; Tachyglossidae
Gene: FAM161A
Product: FAM161 centrosomal protein A
Exons: 7
Coding region: 1-1920 (639 amino acids)
Biological process (GO): cilium organization
Cellular component (GO): cilium; ciliary basal body; photoreceptor connecting cilium
Source: RefSeq, a predicted model, not a curated record
AUGCGGCAUCCGGACCCAGGAUGUGGCUUGGCCGCCCCAGAGUUUCCUUUAAACCUUAAUUGCUCACUUUUCCUAUCGAGGAAGGUAAUGCGUGUGCGGUUAUCUUCCAGGCAAAGGCAGCAGCGCCUGAAUGGUAAAGACUACACAAGGAAGAAGCAAUUUAACGAUCCCGACACCGCCUUGUCUGCGGUGGACCGGCAAAGCUCUCAGCAGAACAAGAAAUGUGAAGACUUACCGGAUUUUUCCGAAAUGGGCCGCUCCAACCAGGAAUAUUUCCUGAAGCUAGAAGAACUAAAGUCUGCUCAUUUGGAGACCAUGGCCAAACUGGAGAAAAUGUAUCAAAAUAAACUGCAUUUAAAAGGAGUGCUUCCAGGGGCCUGUGGAAAUACUCUGUCUAGCAUGCUCAGAUCACUGUGGGAAGAAAGCGCAUUUCAACCUACCAGUUUGCCUCAUUCACCUUGUGAGCUUGACUGUAGCCAGACUUCCUCCAGUGAGUCUGAAAAUGAAUUGCUCUACCAAGAAGAAGACAAUAAUAGCGAGGUAAACUUUUUGGCUUCUGCUAAGGAGCAGAUCAGAAACAUGUGGGAUGAUUUCAAUGUGGAAGACUAUGGCCCCUUUGACAGUCACCAGGUACAAAAACUCCAAAAGUCAAAGAGUAAGCCAAAGAAAUGGGUGCCAAGGAUUACGGUGCCAGAACCUUUUCAAAUGACAAUCCGAGAAGACAGGAAAAAAGAGCAGCGCGUCAGAGCUAAGGCAGAAGCCGAAAGGACCAGUACCUUGAUGCGAAAACAAGAAGAAGAAGAAGAAGAAGCAGCAGAGUGUCAGAAGAAAUUCCGAGCCAAUCCCACUCCUGCAUUUGUCUUCCUCCCACUCUAUCGGGAAUUAUUAGAGCGAAAUGAAGAACGCCGGAGGUUCAUUAAGGAGAAGAGUAAAGAAAUCCUUUUAGCCUCACAGAAACCUUUUGAUUUUGUAGUACGGGAAGAACAAAAAAAAGAAUUCCAGAGAUUGCAGUCAGAAGUCCCUUCAAAGUCUAAAACCCAAGUAAAAUCGUUUAAGGCCAAACCUGUACCUAAGUCUGUGUACAGUUCAGCCGUCACUGAUCGGAUCAAAGAGGAAGAGCUUUAUAGGGAAAUUAGGAUCCAGAUGAGAUCCCAGGAGCUUUUACAAAAUGCAUCACUUCCCCGCAGUAUGCUGGCUCGGAGCUCUCCCUCUAAGAGGAAGCACAGACACACCAAACAAAGGGAAGAGUUGAAGUAUAAACCCAAGGUCAACUGCCGGGUGCCGGACUUUGAAACCCUUCACCAAAAAUUUCAGAAGCAAGUCUUGAAACAGAAACAUCUAAAACCCAGUACGGUCUGUGAACCGUUUGACCUUCGGACUUUACGUAUCCCAUCUAAUAGAGGGAGAAUUUUGAAGGACAUCCAAGCGGAUGAGGAAAAUUUGAAGGAAACCCGCUGGCCCUAUCUGUCUCCAAGGUGCAAGUCACGAAUGAGAUGCUCGAGUGCGAGUCCUCGGCUGGGGGAGACCGAAGAACCCGACCCUCCGAGAGCUAACGAGUCUUCAAGAAGACGCCAAGACGCCAUUAGAAAACAUGAGAAGGAGAGGAUGAAGGAAUACUUUCAGGAACUGGAAGAAAUAGAAGAGAAAUUGAAGAAGAGGCCCCUGCUCUUUGAAAGAGUUGCUCAGGAAAAUGCAAGAAUGGCAGCAGAAAAGCAUUAUUCUACCACCCUCCAAGAACUCGGGCUCUGCGAUGAGUUUGUGGCAAGUAAAGGCCAGAGUACAAGAUGGUCUGAACACUUCAGAGGGCAGGAGUUUGAAAGCAGCUCUGAAGAUACAGAAAGGGAUUCGGAGAAACAAGAACUCUGGGAAGAAAACUGUGAAAGUGAUCUUGACGACCAGGACAGUCAAACGUCAGGAUAAGAAACAUGAAGACAAUUCAACAUAAAGGCAAAAAACAGUCCAGCAAUGACAAAAAUAAUUCCAGCAGCAAGACGUCUUUAACACUUUGUAACUGAGGUUUAUUGUACUUAAAUUGCCAACAAUCUAACUUGGUGUUUCAGGGUUUUGGUGGAGGCAAAUAAUACAUAGUGAUAUGAACAGAAACCUAAAUAGG